Messenger RNA from Topomyia yanbarensis, 2389 nucleotides. RefSeq lists its product as uncharacterized. The record is from RefSeq and is a predicted model, not a curated record. The transcript is spliced from 12 exons. Lineage: Eukaryota; Metazoa; Arthropoda; Insecta; Diptera; Culicidae. Bases 183 to 2135 code for a protein of 650 amino acids.
ACUGGAACCGUAGCAUGAAUUUCUACCAACUCGGAAUGAUUAGGUCUUAUAAAUUGGAGCGGUCGACUUGUUCCAGCUUAUGCUAGAGUCCAUAUAGUGGUUGAUGAAUCGUGCCAUUCCCACGACGAAUUUCGCUACAAGGUGGAACACGGAGUGCCUGCCAAAUCGCUUUAGUUCUGCAUAUGGCCAGUUUUCUACGGCAGAUUUUUGAUACCAAAAUGCGAAGCUAUCAAUUGUGUUGGGCAUUAGUGAUACUACUUUCCGUAGACAGCGCAAAAUCCAUAGACCUCCCCGAGUAUCUGCAUGUGUGCCACAAGGACGACCCGGCGCUGACGGAAUGCAUGAAACAGUCGAUCGAAACCCUUCGACCCUAUCUGGCCCGUGGCAUUCCGGAGCUCGACAUUCCCGCCAUCGAACCGAUCAAUCUCGGCGAUCUGAUAGUGGCUGAAAGUGUUCCCGGACAGGGCAUUAGCAUAACCGCCAAGGACAUCAAAGCCUACGGACCGGGCAAUUUCCGAUUGAAGAGACUAAAUAUUCUCGAGUACGGAAAAAUCUACAGCUUUGAGCUGGAGCUACCGCAUCUGUAUGUUGAAGGACGAUAUGUAGUUGACGGACGAAUUUUGCUGCUCCCUGUGAAGGGUGCUGGAAGAUUUACAGGAAACUUUACCCAGGGAGUGGGAAAUGUUCGAAUCAAAGGUGACCGCAAAGUGAUCAACGGCAAGAAUCAUCUCUCGCUGGCUAAACUGGAUAUUAAAAUUAAAGUCGGAGAUGGAAAAAUCAAACUGGAAAACCUGUUUGGUGGAGAUCGCGUUCUUGGUGAAAUUAUCAACGAAACGAUUAACCAAAACUUUUCCCUGCUGAGUCACGAACUGAUUCCGUUGAUUGAGAAGGCACUUCAAAGGAUAUUCAAAACGACGGGAAAUAAAAUCCUCGAAAGGUUCCCCGAGGAAGUGUUGUUCCCCUCUAUGGCCAGUGGCUUUGACGUCUGGCUUGCAAUGUUGCUGUUGAUGACCGAUACCUCUACCACCACUGACACUCCGGUUAAUGAUGGUACAACACAUUACGAAACCUCCACCGCCGAUAGCUGGCGUCGACCAAACCAGGCAUUGCGCCGUAUUACGCAACAAAAACACGCGUGUUUAAGCUCCGAGCAAGUGCUGAUUUAUACAUGCCUUCUCCGUACCAGUGCCAAUUGUGCCGUGCCACCGCAUAGUGAAUGUUGUGCAACCUCGCCGUUUGUAGCACAGUUUGUUCAAGAGCAUAAGCGCAACUGGACCAAUUGUUCAGUGUUGAUCAUGAACGCGGUUUCGAUACGGCAAAUGUUGACCUCCUCGGUCUCGGUGCUGCUGGGGUCGAGUUUGGUGGUGGUGGUGGUGCCGUUGCUGCUGCUGGGAGUUUCAACCACCGUGCAGGCCAAGGAAAUCAUCAUUCGCAAUAAGGAUUUUCCGCAGUUGAAGGAGAAACCUGACUGGUUGCGUGUUUGCCGGAGAGACAACCCAAACGAAGACAAUUGCUUCAAGAAGAUGUUCGAGGAAACGUUCCCUCAUAUUGCCAAAGGAAUACCCGAAAUCGGACUCCAUACGUUCGACCCACUGCGGCUGGAAUCUGUGCAGGUAUCGCGAGGAUCCGGUGCCUUGUCGCUAAGCGGUGGCUUCAAAAAACUCAACAUCAAGGGCCCUUCGAAUACGACCGUCAGGCGAGCCAGUUUGGACUUCAAAAGUCAAACGUUGGACUUCGAACUGGAAAUUCCAAAGCUGAAAAUCGAUGCGGUCUACAAUCUGAAAGGGAACGUCCUUUUGCUGCCGCUCGUAGGCGACGGUGAUAUAACGAUGGCGCUGAAAGACGUCAAAACAUCCGUAGCCACCAAGUUCAGUGUGCGGCCACUGCCCGAGGACGCAAUCUUCAUCGAAGAGAUGAAAGUCACUUUUCUGGUUGGCGGAAUUCGCAUGCAUCUGGACAACCUAUUCCAAGGCAAUCAAGUCCUGGGCGCAUCGUUGAAUCUCUUCUUGAACCAGAAUGCCAACGAGGUGGUUUCGGAACUGCGGACAGAUCUCGAGUAUGGUUUGGCGGAUAUUUUCACCGGUCUGUGGAACGAGCUGUUCAACAAGCUACCCUUGAAGCUGUGGUUGUUGUGAUGCCCUUACGAUUCUAGGUAUUUACUUUUAGUAGGAGUGGUUGAAUGCGCAAUGUGCCAUUCUCUGUAAAUAUUAACUGUGGUAGACCGUGAGCUCUCAAACGGGCGGCGUGCUGGGCUUGCGUAAGUAGUGUCAUAGAAAUUAAUGUAUUCUUUAUUCUUGGAAGAACUGAAAAAUCUCCGAUCUGUCGUUAUUAGCUCUAGGCACUACAAAUUAUGUAAAUAGGAUGUGAAAAUUAAAACUCAACGCGAUGA